AUGGGAAGGAAGAAGAGGGACUGCCUGGGAUCAGCUCUGCUCUGCCUUCUGCUUUCCUCUUAUCCUGAGGAACCUCAGACUGUGAGGGACGGUGCCGUCCUUCCAACAGAUAAGAGGUUUUCCUGUACUGAUUGUGGGAAAUGUUUCCAUUUUAAGUCCAGACUUAACGUGCAUAAAAGAUCUCAUACAGGUGAGAAGCCACAUUCAUGCCCUGAGUGCGGGAAAUGUUUUUCAGCGAAGUCCAGUCUUUCCAGACAUCAGAGAUCUCACAAGGUGGAGAAGUUGUAUACAUGCCCUGAGUGUGGGAAAUGUUUUGCACAAAAAACAGAUCUUGUUAAACAUCAGAGAUCUCACACAGGCAAAAAGCCGUAUUCACGUCUGGAGUGUGGAAAACGUUUUUCAGAAAACUCCCAUCUUUAUAACCAUCAGAGACUGCACAUGGAAGAGAAGCCAUAUUCCUGUUCUGAGUGCGGGAAAUGUUUUGUACAAAAAGCAGAUCUUGUCAAACACCAGAGGUCUCACAAGGGGGAAAAGCCGUAUUCCUGUUCAGAGUGUGGGAAAUGUUUUUCAGAUAAGUCCAAUCGUGCCAGACAUCAGAAAUCUCACGCGGGGGGAAAACCAUAUUCUUGUUCUGAAUGCAAGAAAUGUUUUUCACGGAAGUCCAGUCUUAACAGACAUCAGAGAUAUCACAUAGGGAAAAAGCCGUAUUCCUGUCCUGAGUGUGAGAAAUGUUUUUCAGAGAAGUUUAAUCUUUAUAUUCAUCAGAGAUUGCACACGGGAGAGAAGCCGUAUUCCUGUUCUGAGUGUGGAAGAUGUUUUUCACAACAAGCAAAUUUUAUGAAACAUCAGAGGUCUCACACGGGGGAAAAGCCGUAUUCAUGUCCUGAGUGUGGAAAAAGUUUUUCAGAAAAAUGUAAUCUUUAUAGUCAUCAGAGACUGCACACGGGAGAGAAGCCACAUUCGUGUCCUGAGUGCGGGAAAUGUUUUGUACAAAAAAAUGAUCUUGUCAAACAUCAGAGGUCUCAUACGGGUGAGAAGCCGUAUUCCUGUUCUUAUUGUGGGAAAUGUUUUUCAGACAAGUCCAAUUUUUAUAAUCAUCAGAGGUUGCACACGGGAGAGAAGCCAUAUUCCUGUCUUGAGUGCGGGAAAUGUUUUGUACAAAAAUCACUACUUGUCACACAUCAGAGAUCUCACACAGGAGAGAAGCCACAUUCCUGUCCUGAGUGCGGAAAAGGUUUUUCACAGAAGUCUAGUCUUCGCACACAUCAGAGAUCUCACAAGGGGGAAAAGCCACAUUCCUGUCCUGAGUGCGGAAAAUGUUUUUCACAGAAGUCCAGUCUUCGCACACAUCAAAGAUCUCACAAGGAGAAAAGGCCAUAGUCCUGUUCUGAUUGCGGGAAAUGUUUUGCAGUGAAGUCCCGUCUUUUUACACAUAGGAGGUUUCACACAGGUGAGAAGCCAUAUUCUUGUUCUGUGUGCCGGAAAUGUUUUGUACAAAAAUCACAUCUUGUCACACAUCAAAGGCUUCACAC
This is a messenger RNA of Rana temporaria (common frog), 1532 nucleotides long. Its product is annotated as zinc finger protein 501-like. The transcript has 2 exons. Gene Ontology annotation, molecular function: DNA-binding transcription activator activity, RNA polymerase II-specific; RNA polymerase II cis-regulatory region sequence-specific DNA binding. The record is from RefSeq and is a predicted model, not a curated record. Gene Ontology annotation, cellular component: nucleus. Gene Ontology annotation, biological process: regulation of transcription by RNA polymerase II. The coding region runs from base 1 to 1380 and encodes 459 amino acids. NCBI's taxonomy places the organism in Eukaryota, Metazoa, Chordata, Amphibia, Anura, Ranidae.